Messenger RNA from Branchiostoma floridae (Florida lancelet), 1956 nucleotides. RefSeq names its product calcium-activated potassium channel subunit beta-1-like. The record is from RefSeq and is a predicted model, not a curated record. Gene Ontology annotation, biological process: detection of calcium ion; potassium ion transport. The transcript has 4 exons. Gene Ontology annotation, cellular component: voltage-gated potassium channel complex; membrane. Lineage: Eukaryota; Metazoa; Chordata; Leptocardii; Amphioxiformes; Branchiostomatidae. The coding region runs from base 12 to 851 and encodes 279 amino acids. Gene Ontology annotation, molecular function: potassium channel regulator activity; calcium-activated potassium channel activity.
AAACAUACACAAUGCAUUAUUAUGGUGGUGGUGGUCGUUGUAACAGACGGCGACGUACGCGUGAAACGGACCCCGACCGGCGAGCUGUGAUGGGUCGGAAGCACAGGUACUUCGGCCUUCUUCUUGCAUCUUUCAUCCUGGCUGGAUGUUGUUUGGGCGCCAUGAUCGCAUGUGGGGUCUCCAUCGUCCAACCGAUGGUAGAGACCAACUCUUUGGAGUUCCAGGAGACCACCUGUACAACAACCAAUGCUAACUUGACUGGUGAGGAGGUUGACUGCAAGUGCGGUAAGCACUGUCACUCGGAAUACCCCUGCCUGCGUAUCGACGUGUCGUACGCAGAUAAAGACGGUACCACAAACAGUGGAGUCCUGUUCGAAACUGAAAAGAGGCUGCACAAAGGUGGAGAAAAAGACGAGGACUCCCAGUGUGUGGUUGCACCUUGUGACCGCAGCAGGAGAGAUAACGAGGAUGCAGUCUCGAGAUUUCAAGCCAACUACCCUGUGGGGAGAACCUUUAAGUGCCUGUACAACCCUGACAACACACAGGAAGUCCUGAUAAAACGGCUGUACACGUGGAACGACAUGUUCCAUUCCAUGUUUUGGAGCACCCUUGGGUUCGUCAUCUUCAGCGGCCUCCUCGUGUACUUCUUCUUCAAGUGUCGGAGGGCACGUAGUGAGCUGGCCACCAUGCCGAUAGUGAUUCCGCCACCAGGUGCAACAACAGCACAGCCCGGGGAGUUCCUGCCACCCCCAUACCCAGGGGCACAGACCCCCUACCCCCAGGCGCUACAGCCACCACCUUACCACACCAUCGACUCCAAAGACGAGAAGACAGGGUUUACAUUCAACUGAAUCUACACAAUCAUCUUUUUACCUGAUAGUAGUUUCCUUCAAUUCCCCACAUUGUUUUUUUAUCUAACGUUAAUUGUCAGACCUUUAGAUGAUCUUCCUUGUCACUGAGUAGUUAUGGUGGAAAGGGAUUCUUCAGUGCAGAUGUGCACAAUUAUUGUUCUUCAAGAGAUACAAAACGCGUACUAGAUAUACUACACCAAAUCUUAAGGAUUUGGAAGUCAGAGUGUAUUUGUAAUAUUGAUGCUGAGAUCAGUGCCUGAAGGAGCUAUAACUUAGGAAAUAAGCUAAACGAAACAUGUUUUUACACGCAGAAUUUGUACAUAUACUGAGUGAUUGCAUAUAGCAGGAGAACCAUUGUACAGAAUAAUCCUUUGUCACGCUGGACAAUCAAACUAUUAGCUAGCUUAACAAAGUGAUUGCUUUUUUACCCCCAUGUUGUUUUCUUUAUGACCAAGGCUUUGUCAAGCUACAAUUACAAAAUUACAGAACAUCGAUAUAUCUUUUGAUUUGAAAUGGUUUGCAUCUGUACAUUUUUAUUUUCAAAUUGCUUUGUUCACUUUCACAGAUAUAGAAAUGUAAAGGCAUUGGUCACAGUACUAGCCAGCAAUAUGUAAAUUUAUCGUACAAACAUGGUACUUAGAGAUAUAAGUUGCUAUAUUACAUGUAAGAAUUAAUGUACUUCAGCAUGAUAUUAGAUUAAAUGCUAUAAAGAUAAGGGCCUGUGUAUGAUAAACGCUGUUUUUUGUGAAGCCUAUGUAGAAUUGAUUACUAGUAUAUGCUGUUUUCUAUUAAUUGAUCUAAUCAGCACAGCAUGUCUUUAUAAUGGCCAAAUUAACUGUAAUUUGAUUUAGUGGUGAUGCAAUCACAAAACAGUUGAAUGCAUUUUGAUUGAAACGCUUUUGGUUUAACACAGAACAGAUGGUUUCUACAAUUGAAUGUCGUGGGCUUAUACUGUUAGUAGUGGUAAUUAUAAUAUACUGUAUGUACAUAUGUUUUACAUCUCAGACCCAUGGUCUAAUGCUAAUUAAUAUCAAUAACUAUAAUUUGCACUCAUUCGUUGUACUUUUAUCUGGCAAUGGGAAAUAAAGGUUUGUUUGUGGUAAUA